This is a messenger RNA of Zygotorulaspora mrakii, 588 nucleotides long. It is a transcript of the gene SPC3, whose product is annotated as signal peptidase complex subunit SPC3. The record is from RefSeq and is a predicted model, not a curated record. Lineage: Eukaryota; Fungi; Ascomycota; Saccharomycetes; Saccharomycetales; Saccharomycetaceae. Gene Ontology annotation, cellular component: signal peptidase complex; membrane. The coding region runs from base 1 to 588 and encodes 195 amino acids. Gene Ontology annotation, biological process: protein targeting to ER. The transcript has a single exon.
AUGUUUUCACUAUCCCAAAGAAUCCAGACACUUUCGAAUCAGGCACUUACAUUUGCUUGUUUCAUUUUCGUAUUUGUCAUAGCCACGUCAUGGCUACAGCUCAUACAGCAACAUGCCUUCAUGACGCCUUCCAGCAUCGAUAAUAUAAAAACUUCAAUAAACCUUCGGACGAGCAGAUACUACGGCUCGAUGAAUGGGAAACCGAAAGAAAACUCAAAAAUACUCUUCGAUUUGAAUACUGAUUUGUCACCUCUUUUCAAUUGGAAUACGAAACAGGUAUUUGUAUAUUUGACAGGGGAAUAUGAAGGUCAAUUGAGGCCACAAACAAAGAGUGAGGUUACUUAUUGGGAUAAAAUCAUUACAAAGGGUGACAACGCCAAAUUACAGUUGAAAAAUGUCAGAUCAAAGUAUGCGGUGUGGGACCUGGAAGAAGUGUUUGUUGGGAGAGAGCUGACAUUCAAAUUGAAAUGGAAUAUACAGCCAUGGAUUGGUCCGUUGAUAUACGGAGAAGCAAAUGGCAAUAAGACAAUUACUAUUACGUCAGGAAAGCCUGCUAAUGUGAAAAACGAAAAGAAAUCUUCUGCUUAG